Molecule: messenger RNA, 1449 nt
Organism: Rotaria socialis
Lineage: Eukaryota; Metazoa; Rotifera; Eurotatoria; Philodinida; Philodinidae
Source: the annotation of a GenBank genome assembly
AUGGCGUGCGACGAAGUAUCACCACCAAAAAAACGUUGGCAACAACGAAGUUGUUCAUCAACGCCUUCACCAUUAUCAGUAACGCCAUUUUCACUUGAGGCAAGUCAAUGGCGUCAUCAAAGUGUAUUAGUGCUUGACAAUCAGAAUUUAAACAUAUAUCAUAUGGGUACAAUUCUUGAUAUAAUUGAUUCUCAUCUUGUCACAAUAUCACUUCGUGAUCAACAAUCAUCAACAGUACAAGUUGAUCUAGCACGGCCGAUUUGUAAUCACCUACCAUCAAUUAUAAUUGAUAAUAUUCCGGCAUGUCAAGAACUUGUUGUUAAUACACAAGUAUGUGUUCGACAAAUUAAAACUAAUAAAUUGAAUCAAUUUCAAUGUGGCCGUAUACAAGCUAAACAUCCAACACGUUUAGAAUUUUCAAUUGAUUUAAAUAAUUCUCACAAUAAUACUAAUCAUAAUGAUGAUGAAAUUCAUCAAGAUGAAAAUGGUAAAGAAGAUGUUUGGUUUACAAGACAAAAUAUUCGUUUAUUAAUUGAACCAUGGCAUGAGGAAUUACGUCUUUAUCGUGAAAAUACAUCAAUGACAACUAUGUUUCGACCAAUAUCAGUUGAAUUACCAGCAAAUAAUAAUAAUAAUAAUAAUAAUAAUGAUGAACAGCAACAAACAGCAUUUCCAACGCCACCCAUUGAACAGAAAGAUGAAGAUGAUGAAGAAGUCGAAAGAGAAUUACAAAAACAAGAACAAGCAGCUAAUAAAUUACAAGGAAUAAAAAAAGGAGAUAUUUUUACAAUGGGUAAUACAGGAAUACGUAAAAAAUUUAAUGGAAAACAAUGGCGUCGUUUAUGUGGUAUCGAUCAAUGUCAGAAAGAAUCCCAACGGCAUGGUUUUUGUUCAAAACAUUUAUCACAAAUGCGUGAACCAAACGCUUUUUCUCAACAAAUGCAACGAUUUGUUGGUUCGAUGGGAAGUUUUCAUCCGGUUGCUGCUCUUCCAUUUCUUGCAGAAUUUUAUCAACACCGUUUUGAUUAUGGCCCAAUACUAUCACAAUCACACCCACCACCACCACCACCGCCACCAAUGCCAUCAAUGUACUCAUCGACGAUUCACGUACUACCAAAUGGAUUAAACACACUGUCUCCGAUUCGAUCAUAUUCAACACCGUCACCAUCAUCGACAACAACUUUACUAGUCACUUCAAACCAAUCACCCAGUGCUUUCGGCCCACUUCUACCUAUUGCUCGACAACAUUCCGUCGAUUUAACACCCCCAUCUUCAUCAUCUUCAUCGUCAACACCAGUGCUAUCCAAUAACACGAAUUCAUCGAUUCGUCGGUCGACAGACGACGAUGAUUCAGAUAUUGAUAUUGAAACGUUACCAUCGCCUAUUUGUAAAAGACUUCGCGGUGAUUAUAGUGAAAACGGCAAGUACCAUAAUAAUACAAAUCAAUAA